Gossypium arboreum is the source of this 771-nucleotide messenger RNA. RefSeq lists its product as uncharacterized. The record is from RefSeq and is a predicted model, not a curated record. The transcript is spliced from 2 exons. NCBI's taxonomy places the organism in Eukaryota, Viridiplantae, Streptophyta, Magnoliopsida, Malvales, Malvaceae. Bases 1 to 771 code for a protein of 256 amino acids.
AUGUGGGAGCAUAUUACUCACACAGAAGCUUUUGUUGAAGGGAAUUCAUCUUCUAUUCGAGAAUUGGAAGCACAAUUAAGACAACUUGCUUCGAAUUUGAAUACUCGGCCACCAGGCACACUACCUAGUGACACGAAAAAUCCCAAUUUGAGGGGGAAAUACCACUGUAAGGCUAUUACUCUUAGGAGUGGUAAACAAACUGGUGAACCGACUAUAGACUCUACUGUAGCACCUCAAGAUGCUAGUAAAGUGAUCCCUGGUGAGGAGGUUGAAUCUGAAGAGCUUGUCAAUGUACCAGAUAAAGAAGUUCCACAAAUUUUCACUCAUAUGCCUAAUGAACUCUUGUCCAAGAAGAAGAAGCUUAGUGAUAUUGAAACUAUUGCACACACAGAAGGCUAUAGUGUUAUUUUGACAAAUAAGUUGUCCCUCAAAAUGAAAGAUCCUAGGAGCUUUACUAUCCCAUGUUCAAUUGGCAACCAUUAUUUGGGCAGGGAUUUAUGUGACUUGGGAGCUAGCAUCAACCUAAUGCCACUAUCUACUUUCAAAAAGUUGGGAAUUAGUCACAUAAAACCUACUACAGUGACAGUGCAAUUAGCAGAUCGAUCCUUGGCUCAACCUAAAGGGAAAAUCAAAGACAUCUUAGUUCGUGUGGAUAAAUUCAUUUUUCUGGCUGAUUUUAUCAUACUUGAUUGUAAGGUAGACAAGGAGGUUCCCAUAAUCUUGAGACGACUAUUUUUAUCCACAGGACAAACUCUUAUUGAUGUUACAUAG